Messenger RNA from Mauremys reevesii (Reeves's turtle), 1860 nucleotides. It is a transcript of the gene SDSL, whose product is annotated as serine dehydratase like. The coding region runs from base 657 to 1640 and encodes 327 amino acids. The record is from RefSeq and is a predicted model, not a curated record. Lineage: Eukaryota; Metazoa; Chordata; Testudines; Geoemydidae. The transcript has 9 exons. Gene Ontology annotation, molecular function: threonine deaminase activity; L-serine ammonia-lyase activity; pyridoxal phosphate binding. Gene Ontology annotation, biological process: L-serine catabolic process; L-threonine catabolic process.
CUUGGAGCCGGCCCUGUCCCUAAUCACUUGUGGAAAUGGGGCUUUGGCAGCUUAGUCACUCAGGUGCUUUGGAAAAUGUUCCUCUGACUAAACAGUGAAACUGACAGAAUGCAAAACACCAAGUAAAUAGACUGGAGACUAGAGCGUAAUCCGUUCUUCUCUAAUCUCGUCCGGUUCUGUUUUAUUCGGUGAUGUUUGCAACAAGAGCCCAUGAAACAUUGUCUGGACAGAAGCAGGCUCGUCCAGAUGACGGGGUCUCUUUAAUGUAACUCUCAUUAAUUCUGUUUCCCCGCCUCCAUUUCUUAAACUUUGCUCCGCUGUUUGCAGUUUGGAAUCACCGGCUCCUCCCCAUCUGUAUGCGUGGGGAAGGGCAUCGCCUUUCGGGCCUGGGGCGAGGAGGCAAGAGAUCCCAGCCAGAAUCAAGGCCCUAAAUGCCCCAGCUGUUGGAGAGAUCUCCCUGGCCGGUAGUGAGGCAGUUCGUAUCGGUGGAAGUGAGACUGGCACCCGGGCGCGCUCUGUGCAGGAUGCUCGGAUCUGGAAAGAACACAGGCCUGAUCCUCUGCUGGCGUAAAUCAGCGAAGCACAAUGGAAGUAAAUGGAUCUCUGCUGAUUUAUAAUAGCCAAAUGUCUGGUCCCACGUGUUUCCUUUGACACCAAUGGCAGCCCUGUUGGACAGAGACGGGAGAGGGUUCCACAUCCUCACUCCUGUGCUGGAAAGUGCUGCCCUGUCCAAGGCUGCAGGGACCAGGGUCUACAUGAAACUGGAGAACGUCCAACCUACCGGCUCGUUCAAGAUUCGGGGGAUUGGCUACUUCUGUCAGGAGGCUGCCAAGAAGGGCUGCAAACGUUUUGUUUGUUCGACAGGGGGGAAUGCUGGCUUCGCCACGGCCUACUCUGCCAAGAAGCUGGGGAUCCCUGCCACCAUCAUCGUGCCAACGAGCACCCCCCAGGCCACAGUGCAGAAGUUGGAAGAGCAGGGGACGGAGGUGCAGGUCUUUGGGAAGGUCUGGGACGAUGCCUAUGCAAAAGCCCUGGCGUUAGCGGAGACCGACGGCUGGGUCAGCGUCCACCCCUUCGACCAUCCUUUGAUCUGGCAAGGCCAUUCCAGCAUGGUCAGGGAGCUGAAGGAUUUGCUAGGCCACAAGCCGGGCGCCAUCGUCCUGGCGGUGGGUGGUGGAGGGCUGCUGGCUGGAGUAGUGGCUGGCCUGCAGGAUGUGGGUUGGCAGGAUGUACCCAUCAUUGCUGUGGAAACCAAAGGAGCUGACAGCUUCAAUGCAGCGCUCAGGGCUGGGAGAUUGGUCACCCUGCCGGAGAUAACCAGCGUGGCCAAAUGCUUGGGAGCCAAGAGGGUGUCUGCCCGGGCACUGGAAUGUGCCCGCGAAUGCCAGGUCAUCUCCCAGCUGGUGGAGGAUGUGGAAGCAGUCCAAGCCAUAGAGCUGUUCCUGGAUGAUGAGCGGAUGCUGGUCCAGCCGGCCUGUGGCGCCCCUCUGGCCUUGCUCUACACGGGUCGUGUUCAACAGCUGCAGCGGGAAGGGCACUUGAACCCGGACCUGGAUUCCAUUGUCAUCAUCGUGUGCGGGGGAAGCAGCAUCCAGCUGGCUGGGCUCCAGGCCCUGAAAACCCAGCUGGGCAUGAAAUGACAGCGGAUGCCGACCCCAGGCAGGGCCGGCUCUGCUGCUUUUGCUGCCCCAAGCAGCGCGCCGAAUUGCCGCCGCUGACGCCGGGGAAAGUCCGUGGGCUGUUAGGGCGGCGCGCGCGUUUCCGCAGCGGCAGUUCAGUGGCUUCUGUCUUCCAGCUGAAGACAGAAGCUGCCACCGAAUUGCCACCAUGGGCAACUGAACAUAGCAGCUGCUGCCAAAU